AUGCAUGAUUUUGAUUCGUCUUGAAAGUAGCACCAGCUCUUUCCAUGUGAUCAAUCCGAUCAUUCCAGUAUCUCCCAUUUCCGGAACAACUACAAUCUUCAAUAAUUUUCCUCAUUUUGCUUCAUUCUUAUCUUUCGCCACUCCUAAUUUUUCCUGUUUUAUCGGUUUUUGUUGUCUCCACACUUUCAUUCGUUUUAAUAACCCCUAAAUCUUCGUGGAUUUUCAACAAAACUGCCUUUGAAAUAUGGGAGACAAAGGAAAUGGUGGUGAUUUCUUCUUGGAGGAGAACGAGGAUGACGAAGUUCAAUAUGAUGAUUUAGAAGAUAAUUACAGUGAUGGUGAUGACGAUGACGAAGGUAGUCGUAAUUCUACACGGUCUUCCUCGCAUUUCUCCUCUCGUCAAUGGCCGCAGAGUUACCAGCAGACAAUCGAUUCAUAUUCAAUCACAGCAACACCAAAUUUUGGGCUCCUUAAGUCUCCUUCUGCUAUUAUAUAUUCGUCAUUGUAUGAUAUUGGUAUUGAAAGUAACUUCGAUGCUGAUGCAAAGGCUCGGUUGCUGUCUGAAUGUGAAAAGCUUUAUAGCAAAGAGGAUUUGGAGAAGAUCUCGAGGAAGAUUUCAACAUGGUCAGGGAAGGGUUCAUUACACGAGCAACUCGGAGAACUUCCAAUUAGCCAUGGAUGCAGCGUUACUCAGACUGUAUUCAAUGCUGUGAAUGUAAUGGUCGGAGUUGGGCUUCUUUCUACACCAUAUACAAUUGCACAAGCUGGCUGGGCGGGGUUGGGAUUGCUACUCCUUUUUGGCAUCAUAUGUUGCUAUACUACUUCACUCAUGAGACAUUGCUUUGAGAGCAAAGAUGGCAUCCUUAGUUAUCCUGAUAUUGGAGAAGCUGCAUUUGGGAAAUACGGACGCCUUAUCGUAUCUAUCAUCUUGUAUACGGAGCUCUAUUCAUAUUGUGUGGAAUUCAUUAUACUUGAAGGAGACAAUCUUAGUAGUCUGUUCCCGGGAGUGUCCUUGAAUCUGGGUGGUUUCAGUCUGGAUUCCGUUCACUUGUUUGCGGUUCUCACUGCUGUCAUUCUUGUACCCAUUGUCUUGUUGAAGAAUGUCCGAGUAAUCUCGUAUCUUUCGGCUACUGGUGUAUUGGCCACGAUUGCUGUUAUCUUUUGUGUGUUUUACCUUGGGACUGUAAAUGUCGGGUUUCAUGAAAGUGGUCCGGCCGUUAAGUGGAGUGGCAUCCCGUUUGCAUUGGGCAUCUAUGUUUUUUGCUACUCCGGGCAUUCUGUGUUUCCGAACAUAUAUCAGUCAAUGGCUGACAAGACCAAGUUUAGCAAGGCGAUGAUGAUAAGUUUUAUAUUGUGUGUGUUAAUGUAUGGGGCUGUUGCGAUCAUGGGGUUUCUUAUGUUCGGUGAAAGCACUUUGUCCCAAAUAACAUUAAACAUGCCAGAUGAUGCAAUUGCUUCAAAACUUGCUUUGUGGAUAGUGGUCAUCAACCCGUUCACCAAAUAUGCUCUGCUUAUGAACCCAUUGGCGAGUGCUAUAGAAGAGCUGUUACCUGUGAGUGUCUCACGUACUACUUGGUCCUACGCUCUUCUCAGAACAGCACUAGUCCUCUCUACCGCCUGCGUUGCAAUUGUUAUUCCUUUCUUUGGUGCUGUGAUGGCUUUGAUGGGGUCACUUCUAUGUGUCAUGGUGGCAAUUGUAAUGCCAGCUCUGUGCUUUCUGAGAAUUCAAGGGAGCAAGGCAACAACUACACAGAUUGGGUUGAGUAUUUCCAUCGUUGUGGUGGGCAUCAUCAGUGCUCUCGUGGGGACUUGCUCGUCGUUAGCGAAUAUUGCUAUGAAGUAUUGAGAUGAAGCCCAGAAAGAUGUGAUUCAUCAGAGAAUGUUAUGCUUGUAGGAGGUUAUAUGAGAUGUUCAACAUCAACAUGUUAUUUUGCUAUUCAAUUUUGAUGUUGUUUGCUUUAUGUUCUUUUUUCUAUUUAUUAAGUUGGUGGAAGGCAUGCUUUUGACAUUUUUAAGGAAACCUCUCCACCCUUUAAAGGCAUAAACUUGUAUAUUGCUUCAUUACACAAGCAUGGUUAUAAAAUUUACAAUUUACU
This is a messenger RNA of Cynara cardunculus var. scolymus (artichoke), 2096 nucleotides long. RefSeq names its product amino acid transporter AVT1A. The record is from RefSeq and is a predicted model, not a curated record. The coding region runs from base 245 to 1846 and encodes 533 amino acids. Gene Ontology annotation, cellular component: plasma membrane. The transcript is spliced from 12 exons. NCBI's taxonomy places the organism in Eukaryota, Viridiplantae, Streptophyta, Magnoliopsida, Asterales, Asteraceae.